This is a messenger RNA of Perca fluviatilis (European perch), 3128 nucleotides long. RefSeq names its product protein phosphatase 1, regulatory (inhibitor) subunit 7 (gene ppp1r7). Lineage: Eukaryota; Metazoa; Chordata; Actinopteri; Perciformes; Percidae. The coding region runs from base 80 to 1117 and encodes 345 amino acids. The transcript has 10 exons. Gene Ontology annotation, molecular function: protein binding. The record is from RefSeq and is a predicted model, not a curated record.
CAGCGCCCUCCUGUGUCUGGCCACAGUAUGAGCCUUCACUGGAUUGGCUGAGCGGUUGUCAGGACUGUUUACAAGAAACAUGGCUUCCAGGUCUGUUGGAGAGCAUCAGGAGAUGGAAGUUGACCGAAGGGGUGAGUCUGAGGAGUCUGGUGAUGAGGAGACUAGGAGGAGGAGUAUCAAUGGCAACGUGGACCCCACUCAGCCCUCUACCACUGGUAAAGAAGAGUCUCCUGUUGACAUGGACACCAUAACCUUGGACCCAGAGGAAGAGGAUGUUGAUCUUGUUCAUUGUCGUAUUGGAAAGAUUGAAGGAUUGGAGGUGCUACAGAAAGCUAAAACACUCUCCUUACGACAGAAUCUCAUCAAAAAGAUAGAAAACCUUGAAAGUUUGAGCUCACUGCAGGAACUAGAUCUCUAUGACAAUCAGAUCCGCAAACUGGAGAACCUGCAGACCCUCACAGAGAUUGAGCAGCUUGACGUGUCCUUUAAUAUGCUGAGAAAGAUCGAGGGUUUGGAGCAUAUGACUCGGGUGAAGAAACUUUUUCUGCUUCACAACAAAAUUGGCAACAUUGGCAACCUGGACCACCUCACAGGCCUGGAAAUGCUGGAGCUGGGCUCCAAUCGCAUCCGGGUCAUAGAGAACCUGGAUACACUUGCAUCUUUGCAAAGUUUGUUUCUUGGCACCAAUAAAAUAACUACGCUUCAGAAUCUGGAGGGUUUACACAACCUGACUGUUUUAAGCAUUCAGAGUAACCGGAUUACUAAAAUUGAGGGUCUACAGAAUCUUGUCAACCUGAAAGAGCUCUAUUUGAGCCACAAUGGCAUUGAGGUCAUUGAGGGCUUGGAAAACAAUAAAAGGCUCACAACCCUUGACAUUGCAGCCAAUCGAGUAAAGAAAAUCGAAAACAUCAGCCAUCUGACAGAGCUGCAGGAGUUCUGGAUGAACGAUAAUCAGAUAGAUAACUGGUCAGAUCUCGAUGAGCUGAAGAAUGCCAAGUCUCUGGAGACCGUCUACCUUGAAAGAAAUCCUCUACAGAAGGAUCCGCAGUACCGGCGAAAGAUUAUGCUAGCGCUGCCCAGUGUGCGCCAGAUUGACGCUACCUUCAUCCGCUUUUAAACUGAAGUGUAAAAUUUACCUGCCAACUUCUCAGUGUUCUCCCUCACCACCCUGCCUGCCCCGCUUACAAAACAAACUUCAUUUUGAAACACACUGGCCUCACUAAAUCACAUAGUCACUCCAAACACAAAUACACAUUCCAACAUUCACUGUCACCCCAUGUAUGCACUCAUUCACACCUUGAUCUAUGCUGUUGUGUGGAAGCUUAUUUAUUUAUUAAGCUGGACUGUGGAAAGGAUUUAAAAAAGUACCCUACACCCAUGUCAUUAUGUUUCCUCUACACUUAAUUUUCUUUUAUUGUUUUGUAUGUGGGAUACAGUAUGGAGACACAAUCAGUCAGUGCCCAUCAGGAAAAUAAGAUAUGAGUCUUAUUUAUUCAUGUUGUUGAAGUUGCGCAUAUAUAUAUAUAUAUAUAUAUAUAUAUAUAUAUAUAUAUGUGUGUGUGUGUUGUGAGUUUUUUCCUUUUGUUUGGAGAGGAUAAGAUUGUUCUCAUGAGGUACACAGUGGGUAAAAUAACAAUUAAACAUCAACAUUAAAUGGAAAGUCCAUAAUAAAAUAAUUUAGAUAUUUUAAUCUUCAGAAUACUGCUUAUCUUAUUAGGUUUUUACACGCUUCAAAGCUGUCCUGAACGAGUUACCAAACUUUACAGCCACAGAAACAUCUAUAAUUAAGCCUAAUAUGCCAAAGUGACACCAUGCAGGUUCAUGCCAGUUCAGUGAAGUGGCACCUGCUUGCAUCCGUCUUUUUAAGGAAAACGGCAAAAACUGAUGAAUCAUUUUAAUAAACUGGUAUAAAUCUUGCUUUGGUUCUCUUGACUUUGAGAAAAAUUUUCAUUAAUUUGAUUUGAACUGAUAACAGUAAAAUGUAGAUUGUUUUUGAAGUGAAUUUACUUAAUAAUGGCAGGACUGGUCUUACGUAAGUGUUGUUAACUAAUGUAGAAUAUAUUAAAUCUUGUUAAUUUACUAAACAAAUUUUCGGUUUUAAAAUUUCCGAAAUGUAAAACUACUACAGUGACACAUUCUGUAAUAUUCUCAUUUAUAUGGCAUUCGGUAUUGCUUAAAAAUAGAUAAUCCUGUAUAUUCAUGUUUGCCAUAGGAUUUCGUAGAUCAAGCACUAAGAUGAACAAAAAGUGAAUGGCCUAUUCUUAUGGUCCCCUGUAUAUAAUGCUUGAGUGCACUUGAUUUACUCCCGGGUUACAGUUAAAAUGUGAUGCAUCUUUUAUAAAAGAAAAAUGUCCCAUGUCCAUUAAACACUUAUCUCCGCUAACAAAGUCACAUUUGGACACAGCAGAAACGCAUCAGAUUUCAAUAAUGGGUUUACAUGGAGAAUGCUAAACUAAGUGGUUUCUGUGCAACAUAAGAUACGUAUAAUUAUUAUCUAAUUCCUUUCAUCUGGGUCUAAAGUGCAUAUUCAACCUGUUAAAGUAACCUGAGUUAAUAUUGCAUCACCCUUUGUAGUCAAGAAAAUAAUAGCAUAGUAUGCUGGUUUUUAUCAUGUCUUUAGCUGACAAAUUGCUCUCUUUCAAAGGUUUUCAAAUUAUGAUCAUAAAUCCAAAUAGUUAUGAUUGGUGAUUUUGACCAUGUCUCAAUAGAACAUUUAUGAGCCCAUUUCAGAGGUGAAACGGAAGGACAUUAUAUAUUAUGAUUGAUAUGUUAUUUUAUGUUCAGCUUUAACUAUAAUUAACUUUACAAUUGGCCAGUGGGAUUGGAAGUGUCACUUAGUGUAUUUGUAAAUAAUUUAGACAUAUCAUGAUGUAGAAAGUCAGUGCCAUCAUCACCUUCCCCUUGUAAAGUGAAAUCCUUUUUUUUUUUCUUACUUGUUUUGCCAGGCAGCACAGCAGAUUUGUGUGAGAUACCGUAAUUAUAGCUUGAAUUUGAUUGGUUAUUGAAUGAGCAGUUAUUCGAAUUGCUAGUAGCUGAUUGUUGAACUGAGUCUUCAGGUUACAGACUUUGUUGAUGAUGUUUUCAAACUGAAUGUAUUAUGCAAAUAAUAAAGUUACAGUACUUAAAAA